AUGCAUGAAGAAAAGCCAAAUCAUGUUGGAAUCAUAAAUGUAAAUUUCUCUCCACGGAAACUAAUUGAGAAGAAAGCUGAAUUUGUCAGGAAUGUGUGUCUGGCAAAGUAUGGUGCUGCUCCAAAUGUCCGAAUGAAUGGACAUUUGAAUGUGACGUUUCCUUACAUUGCACCCCCUUUGGACUAUAUUUUGGUUGAGAUUCUAAAAAAUUCCAUGAGGGCAACAGUUGAAAGUCAUUUGGACAAUCUGCAUCAUUUGCCAGAUAUUGUUAUUACAAUUGCUAACAAUGAUACAGAUUUUGUGAUUCGGGUGAGUGACCGAGGAGGGGGCAUCCCAGUUGACCUUGUCCAGAAAGUGUUUGAUUACAGCUUUACAACCAGUGGUACUUUGACAGAUGACCGUGUGAGUGGGGGUCUUUUUGGCACUAUGACUCAGUCUGAUUUUACUGGACCUGCCCCAGGGUCUAUAGCAGGGUGA
This is a messenger RNA of Acanthosepion pharaonis, 477 nucleotides long. The record is from the annotation of a GenBank genome assembly. NCBI's taxonomy places the organism in Eukaryota, Metazoa, Mollusca, Cephalopoda, Sepiida, Sepiidae.